Messenger RNA from Aaosphaeria arxii CBS 175.79, 1134 nucleotides. RefSeq lists its product as uncharacterized. The transcript has 3 exons. The coding region runs from base 1 to 1134 and encodes 377 amino acids. NCBI's taxonomy places the organism in Eukaryota, Fungi, Ascomycota, Dothideomycetes, Pleosporales. The record is from RefSeq and is a predicted model, not a curated record.
AUGCAUAUGUUUCUCAAUAAGAGAGUAGCUUGUCCCUCUGGAAAGCUCUUCUAUCAAUGCGCGAGUCCUCAGUACCAAGGGUGUUGCUCGGUGGACGCUUGUCACUCGAACGGCUGCCCUGAUGAUGAUCAAGCUACCACAACCUCAAAACCACCAUCUCCAACACCAACCGCAAAACCCAGUCCACCGAAUGCAACCCCUACAGUCGAAACUCUCGCAUCCGUAGAAGGCGACAAGACCGUUUACAUCACCGUCACCCACGAACCCCCCACUUCAACAUCACUACCUGAUUUCGCAUCUCUCAAUGCCUCCUCAAAACCACCAAUUGGCCCCAUAGUAGGCGGCGUCGUCGGCGGAACCACAAUCAUCAUCAUAUCCCUCCUCCUCCUUCUCUUCUACCGACGCAAAAAGCGCCAAAACGAACAGCGUCGCGCGACGCUCCCACCCCCUUACCAAACCACAACCGACCCAGAUAUGUCUUCGCAGCUCUACAGCAGUGCAACGGUGGUCGCGGGAUCUGAGACUAGCGAGAAGGCGGGUAUACUCAGGGAUGCGACGUCGAAUUCGGAUUCCACGUACGCCACCACAGACCCGGACGACGAUCAUGGUGCUGCGCGAAGCAGUCCUCGCCACAUGCGCCACCGCGGCAGCGACAGCAAUAGCAACGGCAGCAAUAAUAAUAGCAGCAGCGGAGGGGACUCGUUGCCGCCACAGUUGGAUGGCAGGAUGGUGAGACCCAUGACUGAGAUUGGGGGCGGCGAGGUCCUUGGCGUCAUUCCUGAGCUCCCUGCGGCGGAGCUCAGACAGGACCGCCGGCGAAGUCUCCGUCUGGACACUCACAUUGCUGUGCGAAGAAGUAUGGCGAGACAGUCGAGUUUGGAACCAGGGAGUCUUGGAAGUGGUGGUGGUGGUGGUGUGGAGAGCGAUCGUCGGGUCGGGGGGAGAUCGCAAGGGGAGGAUGGGGCCGGGAGUGAAAGACAUGACCACGUGAUGAGCUGGAUGCAGCUUUCUUCCCUGGCGAGAAAGGACAGCUCGGCGCGUCUGUCGCAGCCACAUAAUGCCCCCGAUCACUCUGCGGCUGUGUGGGGAAACAUGACAAUGCCCAGAGCAGGGCAUGGUCGCACGACAUCGUGA